Messenger RNA from Ricinus communis (castor bean), 876 nucleotides. RefSeq lists its product as uncharacterized. The transcript is spliced from 2 exons. Bases 1 to 360 code for a protein of 119 amino acids. NCBI's taxonomy places the organism in Eukaryota, Viridiplantae, Streptophyta, Magnoliopsida, Malpighiales, Euphorbiaceae. The record is from RefSeq and is a predicted model, not a curated record.
AUGGUUGAAAUGGAGCUUCCAGGCUCUAUAGUUGGUGUUAGUCUUUCACCGAUUAAGAUUUUAGAAACAGCUAAUCAAUCAUUGCUAAAGUCAAAGGAGGUUCAUGAUUCAGUUGCUUCUGUUCCUCUUGACAAGGUCCAAAAGAAGUCAAAGAGUGAUAAAGGGAAGAAUUGGAGCAGAAUUGGACAUCAAAGUUGCCGAAACAAGUCAAGUUCGCGCAUGAGGAAGCUGAACACGACCGUGUUGGUUUUAACACUGGUCGUGUUCCUAACACGUUCUGAAGAGCAAGCCGUGUUCCCAAAACGGGCACCAAAACGGGCCGUGUUGGGUGCAUUUGACAACAGAAAAAAGAAGCGUUAAGGAGCACGACCACAGAGAGUAAUACGGCCAUCAGCACAGGGCCGUGUUCCCAACACGCCCACCAAUACCAGGCCGUGUUCCCAACACGGUCAUCAACACGGCCAUGUUCGCGACAGCUGGACGAAUUAAUUAAAAGAAAGAAAAAAGGGAAACGCGAAAAAAGGGGGGUAAGGACGUCUCAAACUCUUUUCUUUUCUCUCUCUAAGGGUUUUCUGAGGUGGAAUUAAGAAAAAAGGAGACUUGGACCAAGGUUUCAAUUGGAUUCUCUUUGAAGAUUGAAGAUUGGGCGAGGUUCGUUGAUUGGUUUCAAUUCGAGCAAGAGGAACAAGAAUCGAUUCAAGAUUGGGCAAGAGGAAUUGGAGUUGUUUACUCUUAUCCAAGAGUGUAUUCGGGCUUCUCUACCUUUACUCAUUGUUGUAAUUAAAUUCUUGUGGGUUUUGAUAAUGAACAUGAUUAGCUGAACUUGUUAACCCAUUGGGGUUCUUUAUCUAGGAAUUUUUGUACUUAACUUUUGAA